Cuscuta campestris is the source of this 1852-nucleotide messenger RNA. NCBI's taxonomy places the organism in Eukaryota, Viridiplantae, Streptophyta, Magnoliopsida, Solanales, Convolvulaceae. The record is from the annotation of a GenBank genome assembly.
AAGAAUUUGUUAGGGUUUACUUGUUCGUUCGAAAUUGGGGAAGGGUGAAUUUUAGAGUUUUCUUGAUCAUUCGAAUUUGAGCAAGAAAGAAAAAUAGAGUAUAAAGGUGAGCACGCCCCUGCUCUCACCAAAAUCGGCGGUGAAGCACAAAUGGGGGAAUUAAUAUGCAGAAGCCUCCGAGAUGGAGCAUUAGAAGGCGAGCACGCCCCUGCUCUCACCUUAAAGGACUCCAUUGAAUCGCCUCUCGGACCAGUUGUUUUCGAUCACAUUCUCUCCCAGCUUUUUCCCAGCAUAUCGGCCGGUAAAUCGCAGUCUCGAGGAAUUCUGUUGGUAGCUUUAACUCGGCCUCCGUCAUUCUAUGCUGAAUUGCUCAAAUGUAGAGGAAAUGACGGCUAUUCUUCAAAUAAAUGGCUUAGUGUUUUGGAUUGUUACACGGAUCCUUUAGGGUGGAAAACCCGGCUCAUGGAGAGUGGGACUGUUAAGAAUACCUCUGUAGAGACUUUGGUUACGGCUACCAAAUUCACCCAAAUGAAGGACUCAAAUAAGUUAUUGACUGCAAUUAUUGAACGAGGAAAAGAAAUUGUUGGGGAAGGAAAAGGACGAUUUUCAGUUGCCAUAGAUUCGGUAAGUGAGAUGCUUAGGCACUCAUCCAUUCAUUCGGUAGCCAGAAUUUUGAGCUGCCUGCGUAGUCAUGACCUGGUUUCGAGCAUGUUUUACUUGUUGAAUUCAGACCUUCAUGAGACCAAAGCUGCUUCUACUCUUGAAUAUUUGUCUACAAUAUGUGCUGAUAUAGUACCAGUGCCUCAGACAGUAAGUGGACAGCGUGUUACCAUGAAUAACCUCUCAAUGGUGGAACAGAACUUCAAAAAAGGACAGUUUCAUGUACGCUCCAAACGCAGGAAUGGACGUGUUAAAGUCACGUGCGAAGAAAUUCUUGUUGAGGAUUCAGGCAUUAAAUUUACACCUGCUACUUUUGAAAAUGGCCUAACUGCACAUAGCCUUGUUCCCAAGGUACAAUUUAAUCUGCAGCUGUCCGAAAAGGAGCGACUUGAUCGUGAAAAAGUUGUUCUCCCAUUUGAGCACCAAGGGAAUGGAAAACCCAUUGAAAUAUAUGAUGGAAGGAAAUCCCUGAAUGAGGACACAAAUAAAAAUGGGAAUGCUUCAACUAAGAUUAUUCAAACAAUGGAGGAUUCUGGCAGGGGUGAAAUAAUCUAUUUUCGAGAUUCAGAUGAUGAAAUGGCAGAUUCUGAUGAAGACCCUGACGAUGAUUUGGACAUUUGAUUUCCCUCUUUUUCUUUCUUUGGCCUGUGAUUUAGCAAAGUCAAACAAGGGAGCACUGCACCCUUGCAGUGGUGUUUCCGACCAGGUACCAAUAUUGUACCAAUGUCUGGUUGAACAAAUCAAGCAACUGAAAAAAAGCCUCAAAGGAGUGGAGGAGGAUGUGUGGGUCUCUUCUAUCAGCUAUUUGACUGGAAACGCAGGUUUGCCAAGAAGAAUUUUUUCCCCAAGAAAUUGCUUCCACCAGAUCUUUGUAAACAAGGUUCUAAGAAGUUCGUGGGAGAAGAGAGGCACCCGAAGCUUCGAUUGAUUGCAGAUGAGAACAUUGGGGGAUUUCCCAGCAAUAUGAAGACUAACAAGUUCUGCAGUGUUAAAUCUGAGAAGAAGAACGAAAUGCGACCUCCCGGUCUGGUUGCUAGGCUCAUGGGAUUGGACUCCAUGCCAGCUGUUUCAAGAGACAAUAAGCCAAGGAGGGUUUGUUUGAAUGAUCAAUCUUCUUCAGUCACAAAUGAGAAAGAAGAGAAUAAGUUUGAGGGGGAAGAUGGGGUUUUUGCGAAGAUGCGGGACUUCAGGC